CAAAACCCUAAACUAAACCCAACCGCCUUCUCCUCUCCUCUUAAACCCUAAAGCAUAUACUGAUAACCAACAGCACCCGGCAGUUGUAACUCUCUCUCCUGUGACUCUCUAUCAAUCAUGACCACGCUUCCACCACCACCAUCAUCUGGUGUUAGCCCCAAAACAGUGGAGAAAGCUGUGAAUGCUCUUCUAAAAUGGAGAUCUUCCACAUUGAAUACCCAAAAGCCUCAAUUACUCGAACAAGACGAGUUUUUCUACCUUAUUCUAACCCUCAAAAAGAUCCCACAAAAGGGUGUUAGCCGCAUCAACGCCCACAAAAUCCCUCUCCCCAACUCCUUGAUCAACCCUUUAAUUGAAGCCCCUGAGAUCUGCUUAAUCAUCGAUGACAGACCCAAGUCAGGCCUCAAUAAAGAUGCUGCCAAGAAGAAGAUUCAAAACGACAACUUACCCAUCUCCAAAAUCAUCAAGGUUUCCAAGCUCAAGACUGAUUACCGUCCUUUUGAGGCUAAGAGGAAACUCCGUGAUUCUUAUGAUAUGUUCUUUGCCGAUAAAAGGGUGGUUCCUCUCUUGCCUAAGAUGUUAGGGAAACAGUUUUUCAAGAAGAAGAAGAUUCCUGUGACUCUGGAUUUGAAGCACCACAACUGGAAGGAGCAGAUUGACAAGGCCUGUGGCUCUGCCUUGCUGUAUCUGAGAAGUGGUACUUGUAGCGUGGUGAAGGUAGGGAGGGUUUCCAUGAGUAGAGAGGAGAUUGCCAAAAAUGUGAUGGCUGCUAUUAAUGGGAUUGCUGAUAUUGUGCCUAGGAAGUGGGGUGGUGUUAGGUCUUUCCAUGUGAAGUUGCUUGAUAGCUUGGCUUUGCCUGUUUAUCAGGUAGUUCCUGAUUCGAAGUUGAAGAUUGAUGGUGGUCCCAAAGAGCAGGAGAAUGAUGAGGGUGUCGUCUCCGUGGAGGAAGAGAAGGCUAAAGAGGGGAGAGUUGGAAAAAAGAAGGGAAGGAUACAAGAGGUUAGAUAUAUGGAUAAUAACAAUAAUAAUAAUGAUAAUAAUGGGGAUGGUCAGGUUGUUGAUGAGGUUGAGUUGGGGAGUGAUGGUGAAGGGGAUAUAGAUAAUGAUGAUAAUGAUGAUUUUGAAAAGGUCAGUGAUGAACUGUUAAAGAAGAAGAGAAAGAAAGGAGAUAAUAAAGGGAAAGGUGAAAAGGAGCAGAAGGUAGCUAAGUUGAAGAAAGAAGAUGGUGUCAAGCAAAAGAAAGUGAAGAAUGAAGAUGGUAUCAAGCAGAAGAAGCUGAAGAAAGGUUCUUUGGUUUCAGAGAGUGGGGGAAUGCAAGUGAGGGGUGAGAAGAAGAAAAGAUUGGCUGCAUAAUGAUUCAAUGUUGCUUCCUGGACUUGGAGAGAAUCGGUGUAUGGUCUUUUAGCAGAAGCAUUUCCAUCAUGUCCACAACAAGCUACGGAAACUACAAACUAUUGAAUUGGAGGAAGAGGCUGUGGUGGAGGUAUGAGAGUUGGGGGCGAAGUUAUGGUUGAGCCUCAUAGACAUGAAGGAGCAUUCAUUGCUAAGGGUGAAGAAGAUGGUUCCUGGUGAGACUGCAUAAUCAGAAGAAAAUCUGUUCAGAAUGAAGAUGGAACUAAAACAGAGUACAGGGUCUGGAACCCCUUCCGAUAUAAAUUGGCAGCUUCCAUUCUUGGUGAUGUUGAUGAUGUUUGGAUUGAAAGUUUCAUUCACCAGAUUGCUCCCGGUUCUUCUGGAAGAAAACAGGGGCUCCCCAAUCCUUUCCCCAGCAAUAUAGAAAAAAACUGCCUUGGAGGCUGGAUUCUAAAUAGGUCGUGAUCAAUGUCUACACUCUUCACCUGUUUUAUUUUUGAAUCAAGAGACCUGGCGCUAAAGUUCUUUACCGAGGAGCUGCUUCUGGCUACUACUUUCUCUCGUGUCUGAUAUUAUUGGUCUGCUGGCCAUGUAUGGAUAAUAUAAUAAUCUUGUUUUUUUUAACCGAUUUUUUCUACUGAA
This is a messenger RNA of Populus nigra (black poplar), 1995 nucleotides long. RefSeq lists its product as uncharacterized. The transcript is spliced from 3 exons. The record is from RefSeq and is a predicted model, not a curated record. Bases 118 to 1353 code for a protein of 411 amino acids. Gene Ontology annotation, cellular component: 90S preribosome. Lineage: Eukaryota; Viridiplantae; Streptophyta; Magnoliopsida; Malpighiales; Salicaceae.